AUGGCAACCUACUGUCUGACUGUCGCCCGGCUUCAGCUGGCCCUGGGCCAUGGAGCUCGGCGCCUGCAUGUAUCAGCAGCAUUCAGCGCAAAGGCCAAAGUGUCUAUGAGCCGAUUUGAGCCCAGCUCCUACAUCAACUAUGAGACUCUCCGGUCAAACAUUGAUAUUGUGCGCAAAAGACUCAACCGACCCCUUACCCUGUCAGAGAAGAUUGUGUACGGCCAUCUCGAUGACCCCCACAACCAGGAAAUCGACCGUGGGCGCACCUACUUGCGGCUCCGCCCAGGCCGCGUGGCCAUGCAGGACGCCACGGCCCAGAUGGCCAUGCUCCAGUUUAUCAGCAGUGGCCUACCCAGGGGGGCAGUGCCCUCCACCAUCCACUGUGAUCACCUGAUCGAAGCCCAGACUGGAGGAAAGGACCUUGCCAGGGCAAAGGAUAUCAACCAGGAGGUUUACAACUUCUUGGCCAGUGCAGGUGCAAAAUAUGGAGUGGGUUUCUGGAAGCCAGGCUCUGGAAUUAUCCACCAGAUCAUCUUGGAGAACUACGCGUACCCAGGAGUGAUGCUCAUUGGCACAGACUCCCACACGCCCAACGGCGGCGGCCUUGGCUCCAUCUGUAUCGGCGUGGGAGGAGCCGACGCCGUUGAUGUCAUGGCUGGAAUCCCCUGGGAGCUCAAGUGUCCCAAUGUGAUCGGUGUGAAGCUGACCGGCUCCCUGUCUGGCUGGACCUCGCCCAAGGACGUCAUCCUGAAGGUGGCCGGCAUCCUGACGGUGAAGGGAGGCACUGGAGCCAUUGUGGAGUACCACGGACCUGGUGUCGACUCCAUCUCCUGUACAGGAAUGGCCACCAUUUGCAACAUGGGGGCAGAGAUCGGAGCCACGACGUCGGUGUUCCCCUACAACCACCGCAUGAGGACCUAUCUGGAGAAGACCAGGCGCGGAGAGAUCUCUGCACUGGCUGAUGAGAACGCCGACCUGCUGGUGCCAGAUGACGGCUGUGAGUACGACCAGCUCAUCGAGCUCAACCUGGAUGAGCUGAAGCCUCACAUCAACGGACCCUUCACCCCCGACCUGGCCCACCCCAUAUCUGACAUCGGCGCUGUGGCCGAGAAGAGUGGCUGGCCCCUGGAGGUCAAAGUGGGUCUGAUCGGAAGCUGCACAAACUCCAGUUAUGAAGACAUGGGCCGGGCGGCCUCUCUCGCCAAGCAGGCUCUGGACAAAGGCCUGAAGUGUAAGUCCCAGUUCACCGUCACGCCCGGCUCAGAACAGAUCCGAGCCACCAUCGAGAGAGACGGAUAUUCAAAGAUCCUCAGUGACGUUGGUGGCGUCGUCCUGGCUAACGCAUGUGGCCCCUGCAUCGGACAAUGGGACAGACGGGACGUGAAGAAGGGAGAGAAAAACACCAUCGUCACCUCCUUCAACAGGAACUUCACCGCCAGGAACGACGCGAACCCCGCCACACACGCCUUUGUCACCUCCCCUGAGAUCGUCACGGCCCUGGCCAUCGCCGGCACCCUGAAGUUCAACCCGGAGACGGACUUCCUCACAGCCCCCAACGGCGAGAAGUUCAAGCUGGAUCCACCCAACGGGGACGAGCUGCCGGCCAUGGACUUUGACCCAGGCCAGGACACUUACCAGCACCCGCCGGCUGACGGCAGCAGCCUGAAGGUGGACGUCAGCCCCCAGAGCAACCGCCUGCAGCUGCUGGAGCCCUUCGACCAGUGGCACGGACAGGACCUGGAGGACCUGCAGGUCCUCAUCAAGGUGAAGGGGAAGUGCACCACAGACCACAUCAGCGCUGCCGGGCCCUGGCUGAAGUUCCGUGGUCACCUUGACAACAUCUCCAACAACAUGCUGAUCGGUGCCGUCAACAUGGAAAACGACGCCGUCAACCAGAUCAAGAACCAGCUGACGGGCGACUUCGGAGGCGUGCCUGACGUGGCCCGUCACUAUAAGGCUAACGGGCUGUCCUGGGUUGUGGUCGGAGAUGACAACUACGGCGAGGGCUCCAGCAGAGAGCACGCCGCCCUAGAGCCCCGCCACCUGGGAGGAAGAGCCAUCAUUGUGAAGAGCUUCGCCAGAAUCCACGAGACAAACCUGAAGAAGCAGGGUCUGCUGCCACUGACCUUCAGCAACCCCUCCGACUACGACAAGAUCCACCCUGAUGACAAGAUCUCCAUCAGAGGACUCAAAACCUUUUCCCCUGGCAAGCCUCUGACCGCGGUGCUGAAGCACAGCGACGGCAGCCAGGACACUUUGCAGCUCAACCACACCUUCAACGAGACGCAGAUCGAGUGGUUCCAGGCUGGCUCCGCCCUCAACAGGAUGAAGGCGCUGCAGAAGUGAGGAAGAGGAAGGAGGA
Molecule: messenger RNA, 2362 nt
Organism: Lampris incognitus (smalleye Pacific opah)
Lineage: Eukaryota; Metazoa; Chordata; Actinopteri; Lampriformes; Lampridae
Gene: aco2
Product: aconitase 2, mitochondrial
Biological process (GO): tricarboxylic acid cycle
Cellular component (GO): cytosol; mitochondrion
Molecular function (GO): 4 iron, 4 sulfur cluster binding; aconitate hydratase activity
Source: RefSeq, a predicted model, not a curated record